Messenger RNA from Nycticebus coucang (slow loris), 11280 nucleotides. RefSeq names its product ASXL transcriptional regulator 3 (gene ASXL3). The transcript has 12 exons. Gene Ontology annotation, biological process: animal organ morphogenesis; positive regulation of transcription by RNA polymerase II. Lineage: Eukaryota; Metazoa; Chordata; Mammalia; Primates; Lorisidae. Bases 27 to 6785 code for a protein of 2252 amino acids. Gene Ontology annotation, cellular component: PR-DUB complex. The record is from RefSeq and is a predicted model, not a curated record. Gene Ontology annotation, molecular function: peroxisome proliferator activated receptor binding; chromatin binding; DNA binding.
AUCAGAACCAUCAAUGAGAUGCAAACAUGAAAGACAAGAGGAAGAAGAAGGACCGCACCUGGGCCGAGGCUGCCCGCCUGGCACUAGAAAAACACCCCAACUCACCAAUGACAGCAAAGCAGAUAUUGGAAGUCAUUCAGAAGGAAGGGUUAAAAGAGACAAGUGGAACCUCUCCAUUAGCCUGUCUGAAUGCAAUGCUUCACACUAACACUCGAAUAGGGGAUGGAACAUUCUUCAAAAUCCCUGGAAAGUCAGGCCUCUAUGCUCUCAAAAAAGAGGAGUCAUCAUGCCCAGCGGAUGGCACGUUGGAUUUAGUCUGUGAGUCUGAAUUGGAUGGUACAGAAAUGGCCGAGGCAAACGCCAAUGGAGAGGAAAAUGGAGUUUGUUCAAAGCAGGUGACUGAUGAAGCAUCUUCCACUCGAGAUUCAAGCCUUACGAACCCAGCAGUGCAAAGCAAGCUAGUGUCUUCCUUUCAGCAACACACCAAAAAGGCUCUUAAACAGGCUUUGAGGCAGCAGCAGAAAAGAAGAAAUGGAGUCUCAAUGAUGGUAAACAAGACUGUUCCUCGUGUUGUUUUGACACCAUUAAAGGUGUCUGAUGAGCAGUCGGACUCGCCUUCAGGAUCCGAAUCUAAAAAUGGUGAAGCAGACAGUUCAGAUAAAGAAAUGAAACAUGGGCAAAAAUCUCCCACUGGAAAACAAACAAGUCAGCACUUAAAACGAUUAAAGAAGUCGGGUUUAGGACACUUGAAAUGGACCAAAGCUGAGGACAUUGACAUAGAAACCCCAGGAUCUAUUCUUGUCAACACUAACUUGAGAGCAUUAAUCAAUAAACACACAUUUGCUUCCUUACCUCAGCAUUUUCAACAAUACCUCCUGCUUUUGCUCCCAGAAGUGGAUAGGCAGAUGGGAAGUGAUGGGAUUUUACGCCUCAGCACUUCAGCUCUAAAUAAUGAAUUCUUUGCAUAUGCAGCACAAGGGUGGAAACAGCGACUGGCAGAAGGAGAGUUUACCCCAGAAAUGCAGUUGCGGAUAAGGCAGGAAAUUGAAAAGGAAAAGAAAACAGAACCUUGGAAAGAAAAAUUCUUUGAGAGGUUUUAUGGAGAAAAGUUGGGCAUGUCAAGAGAGGAAUCUAUGAAGCUCACGUCUAGACCAAACAAUGAUGGAGCUGAACGUAAUUCCUCACGUGAGACCUCUGGCCUUCCCAGUUCUUCUGCACAGACUCCCUUGGAAGAACAACAGCCAAAAAGCAUGAAAAACCCAGCUUCUCCAGAGCCUGUUUUCUGUACCCCUCUCUGUCCUAUGAUAGAGGUUCCAGCUAAAGAUGUGAUGGCAGAAUCAGAAUCAGAGGAUAUCUUGAUCCCUGAAGAAUCUAUAAUUCAGGAGGAAAUUGCAGAAGAGGUAGAGACUAGUAUCUGUGAAUGCCAGGAUGAAAAUCAUAAGACGGCACCUGAAUUUUCUGAGGAGUCUGGAAGUCCAACCAACUCUCAUGAAGAGCCCCAUAUCGCAACUCCUGAAGACAGCUUGGAAUCCUGUGUUAUGAUGAAUGAUGUUUUAGAAACUUUGCCUCACAUUGAAGUUAAGAUAGAAGAGAAACUGGAAUCUUCCCAGGAAGCAAUGUCGGUGGUUAUUGAUCAUUUAGAAAUCUGUGACUCUCUCGUUCCUUCUGCUGCAUCUGUGCCUCGUGUCAGUGACACAGAACAUCAGGAACCAGAAAUUGCACUAGAGACUAAUACUCCAAAAAUAAAAGCAGGGUCAUCCUCUCUAGAAGGCCAGUUUCCAAAUGAAGCAAUUUCUGUAGAUAUGGAGCUGCAGAGUGAUCCUGAAGAACAGCUCUCAGAAAACGCUUGCAUCUCCGAAACUUCCUUCUCUUCAGAGAGCCCGGAGGGAGCCUGUACCAGCCUGCCAUCCCCAGGAGGGGAAACCCAGUCCACAUCAGAAGAAUCCUGCACUCCAGCCUCCCUUGAGACAACAUUCUGUUCCGAGGUGUCCAGCACUGAAAAUGCAGACAAAUAUAAUCAGAGGAAUCCCACUGAUGAAAACCUCCAUGCAUCUUUGAUGUCAGAAACAUCUCCAAUAUCCACUUCACCUGAAACGUCCGAAGCAUCUCUAAUGUCCAACUUGCCACUAACAUCUGAAGCAUCACCAGUAUCCAACUUACCUUUAACCUCAGAAACAUCACCAAUGUCCGACUUACCUUUGACGUCAGAAACAUCUUCAGUGUCUUCCAUGCUUCUCACCUCAGAGACCACUUUUGCAUCCAGUUUGGCACUUCCUUCAGAAACAUCUCCAAUUUCUAAUUCUUCCCUGAAUGACAGAAUGGUGCAUCAACAAAGAAAGUCACCUUCUGUAUCUGAAGAACCACUCUCCCCGCAGAAAGAAGAAACUUCUGCCCUUGCCAAAUCCCUAGGAGAGAACCUUACCUCCCAGCAAAAUACUCUGUCCAAUAGUCCUGCACCCAUCAUAAUGAGUUCUAUUGUUUCUCCUGAAACAUUUCCAUCUGAAGAAUUGCACAGCAAGAGCCUGAGUCAGCAGCCUUGUAAAUCACAUAUUGACAAUGACAAGUCCUACCCUGUUUCAAUUCCAGAACUUCCUUCUACUGAAAUGAUAAAAGUCAAAAAUCAUAGUGUCCUGCAAAGAACAGAAAAGAAAGUAGUAUCCUCAGCACUGGAAUUAUCUGUCUUUUCAGAAGAAACCGAGAGUGAGGGAAAUGAGCUUCCAUCAGCCAAAUUACAGGAAAAGCAAUAUGUCUCAUCAGUGGAGAAGAUGUCGUUUCCAGAAGGCUCUAGAAAUAAAACACAUAAACAAGGGAGCACACAGAGUCGGGUAGAGACGGCACAUACUUGUAAGUUGUCGGAGCCCUCCAAGUCACCGGAUGGAAUAAGAAAUGAAAGUAGAGAUUCCGAGAUAUCCAAGAGAAAAACUGCAGAGCAGCACAGCUUUGGAAUCUGUAAGGAAAAGAGAGCCAGGAUAGAAGAGGAUCAGUCCGGCCGGAGCAUGCCAUGCGGUAGCCCCCCUGAGAAGGAGCAGCCUCCAAGAGAGGAGCCCAGGGUUCCCCCUCUCAAGAUCCAGCUUUCCAAAAUUGGUCCACCUUUUAUAAUCAAGAGCCAACCAGCCUCUAAACCAGAGUCUCGCGCAUCCACUAGCACGUCUGUCAGUGGGGGGAGGAACACAGGCGCCAGGACUCUUGCCGAUAUCAAGGCCCGGGCCCAACAAGCCCGCGCCCAGCGAGAGGCUGCUGCAGCCGCUGCAGUGGCCGCUGCAGCAAGCAUCGUCUCUGGUGCCAUCGGGAGCCCAGGAGAAGGUGGAAAGGCGAGAACCCUGGCGCACAUCAAAGAGCAGACAAAAGCUAAGCUCUUUGCAAAACAUCAAGCCCGAGCCCAUCUCUUCCAGACCUCUAAAGAGACCCGAUUGCCUCCGCUGGCUUCAAAGGAAGGCCCUCCAAACUUAGACAUUUCCUCCACCCCUGAAACAAAAAUGGAAGGUUCAACUGGUGUCAUUAUUGUCAAUCCAAACUGCAGAUCUCCUAGCAACAAGUCUGCACACCUCCGGGAGACCACCACUGUAUUACAGCAGUCUCUUCACCCAGCUAACCUUCCAGAAACUGCCACUGACUUAUCUGUGCAUAGUUCUGAUGAAAGCAUACCUAUGUCACAUUUAUCUGAGAAAAUUGUUUCAUCUACCUCUUCAGAAAAUAGCAGUGUGCCCAUGCUUUUCAAUAAAAAUUCUGUCCCUGUGUCUGUUUGCAGCACUGCUAUGUCAGGCACAAUUAAAGAACAUCCCUUUGUGAGUUCUGUUGAUAAAUCCUCUGUCCUAAUGUCUGUUGACAGUGCAAACACUACAAUUUCUGCUUGUAAUAUAAGCAUGUUAAAAACCAUCCAGGGAACUGACACUCCAUGCAUAGCCAUUAUACCAAAAUGUAUUGAAAGCAUUCCCUUUCCGGCCACUACCGAGGGCUCUGGCGUAUCCAGCUCCAUGGAUGAUAAGCAGUUACUGGUAUCAAGCAGUGGUGCUAGUAACUUAGCCUCCACUCAGUACACCUCUGUGCCAACUCCCUCCAUUGGAAAUAGUUUGCCAAACCAUCUUUCCACUAGCUCCAUCUUGAUUCCCCCAACAGGAAUUAACAGCAGAUUCUCCUCUGAGAAAAUAGCCAUGCCUGGGAGUGAAGAACAGGCCACCAUGUCCACGGGCACCACUGCAACAGCAGCCCUCAGCGGCAGUGAUUCUGUCACGGUCGCAGACUCUCUGGUGGCGCACCCACCCAUCCCAAUGUUUACUGGAAACAUGCUGACGCUAAACCCCUAUGAUAGUCCUCCCAAGUUAAGUGCUGAAAGCCUGGACAAAACUUCAGGUCCUCGAAACAGGGCAGACAAUUCUGGGAAACCUCAGCGACCACCAGGGGGCUUUGCACCAACAGCCAUAAACCGGUCAAUUCCCUGUAAGGUCAUAGUGGACCACAGCACCACACUGACCUCCAGCUUGUCUCUGACUGUCUCCAUUGAAAGUGCAGAAGCCAGUGUGGACCUCCAGGGCAGGUCAGCGAGGACAGAGGCAUCUGUACAGCCCAUGGCAUGUCCUCAGGUGUCUGUUAUUAGCAGGCCCGAGCCAAUUGCAAACGAAGGCGUAGAUCAUGGUUCCAGUUUCACUGCUGCAUCUACCGCAAAACAAGAUUGUAAAACGUUGCAAACCACAUGCACGAGUCUCCGAGAAUUACCCCUUGUUGUUCCAGACAAGUUAACUGAGGUGACUGCUCCCAGCCAUAGCUUUGCCGAGCAGGCACAUGGCCCAACUACUUUCAAAAGUGAAGCAGACACAACCUGUAGCAAUCAGUAUAAUACAGGUAACAGGAUUUGCUGGACAGAGGAUGGGAUGAGGGCCACGGGGCAGCCUCUGGUUAGUCACUCGGGUUCAAGUAAACAGAAAGAAUAUCUAGAACAGAGCUGCCCAAAGACUAUCAAAACGGAGCACGCCAGCUACUUGAACGUGCCGGAGCUUCACCCCAGGAAUCUCAUAACAAAUGUUCCACUUCCUGUGAAGUCUGAAAUUCGUGAAGUGGACAAGAGCUUUAGGAUGGACACCGAGGACUUCCCUGGCCCUGAGCUGCCCCCUGCAGCUGCAGACGCAGCCUCCAGUCUGCAGCAGACACAGACUGUGAAAGCUUCCACCUCGAGCCCCAUGGAAGAGGCUAUUUCCUUGGCUGCCGACACCCUGAAAAGAGUCCCUGGUGCCAUGAGCUCGAACUGUCGACUGUCCUCAGUGGAGGCUAACAAUCCCCUGGUGACACAGUUGCUGCAGGGCAACCUGCCUUUGGAAAAAGUGUUGCCACAGCCCAGAUUGGGAGCCAAGCUUGAAAUCAGCAGGCUUCCUUUGCCUCUUCAAACUACCUCAGUGGGUAAAACAGCACCAGAGAGGAAUGUUGUUGAAAUGCCAUCCAGCUCUCCAAAUCCAGAGGGUAAGGGAUACUUGGCAGGGACACUAGCGCCAUUACAGAUGAGAAAGCGAGAAAACCAUCCCAAAAAGAGAGUAGCCAGGACUGUGGGGGAGCACACCCAAGUGAAAUGCGAGCCGGGGAAGUUGUUGGUGGAGCCAGAUGUUAAAGGGGUGCCUUGUGUCAUCAGCUCCGGCGCCAGUCAGCUGGGACACAGCCAGCCAUUUAAGCAAGAAUGGCUGAGCAAGCACCCGGGGCCCAGCAGGAUCGUCCACAGCCCCGAGGUCAAGCAGCAGAAGCGGCUGCUCCCCUCAUGUGGCUUCCAGCAGAGCCUGUUUCAUGUCGACAAGAAUGGCGGCUUCCACCCCGACGCAGGUGCCUCACACAGACAGCAGUUUUACCAAAUGCCUAUGGCUGCCCGGGGCCCCGUUCCUACCGCAGCCCUGCUGCAGGCCUCGUCCAAGGCCCCGGUGGGAUGCAAUGCAUUUGCCUUCAAUCGACAUCUCGAACAGAAGGGCUUGGGAGAAGUCAGUCUUUCCUCAGCACCUCACCAGCUGCGGGUGGCCAACAUGCUGUCCCCCAACAUGCCCCCGAAGGAAGGCGAGGAGGUGGGAGGCGCUGCACACGCCCUACCAAACAAAGCCCUGGUGCGACCGCCACCGCCACCGCUGCCACCACCCCCGCCACCGCCCCCCUUGGCUUUGCCCCCACCGCCCCCACCCCCGCCCCCACUGCCUCCACCUCUCCCCGCUGCGGAAGGCCCCUCGGAUCAGAAACAACCGCCAGUUACCAUGGAAACCACUAAGAGACUGAGUUGGCCCCAGUCCACGGGCAUAUGUAGCAAUAUAAAAUCAGAACCUCCUUCUUUUGAGGAAGGUUUAAACAGCAGCUGUGAACUGGCCGUCAAACAAGUUCCCUAUGACCAGAAUGAAAUGAAAGAACAGUUAAAAGCAUUUGCGCUAAAAAAUGCAGAUUUCUCUUCCUAUUUGCUUUCUGAGCCACAAAAGCCUUUUACCCAAUUAGCUGCUCAGAAAAUGCAGGUGCAGCAACCACAGCAGCUCUGUGGAAAUUUCCCAACAAUACACUUCGGUAGCACGAGCUUCAAAAGGGCAGCAUCUGCAAUUGAGAAGUCCAUGGGGAUUUUGGGAAGUGGCUCCAAUCCUGCCACGGGCCUGCCUGGUCAUAACGCUCAGAUGCCCGUUCAGAACUUUGCCGACAACAGCAACGCGGAUGAGCUGGAACUGAAAUGCUCUUGCCGGCUGAAAGCCAUGAUCGUGUGCAGAGGCUGCGGGGCCUUCUGCCACGACGACUGCAUAGGUCCCUCCAAACUCUGUGUCGCGUGCCUCGUGGUGCGAUGAGAGCUGAGGGGAAGGUGCAGUAUCCCUUUUCCACGCGGAAAAGCCAGACAGCAUCAGCACCAACAAAUUGGAAAACACGGUGGUUUCUAUCAGGCUAAUUUAUUUUGCUUUAGUACAGAUCUUUCCUCUACGGGAUAAUUGUUUUCUUGCCUUUCUCGUUAAAGGGGAGGUGCCUCCCGACUGAACGCUCGGCAGCGUGCGUGUUCCCCAUGCCAUUCCAGCUUUGGAAAGUUUCUGUCCAUGUGUAUACAGGUCGCUACCCCAUUUUUUUUUUUUUAUUCUUUCAACCCAGGUGUAGAUAGGAAAGGACAUUUUUAAUUAAUAAUCAGGAAUGCAGAUGCAGAAGGAAGUUAAUAAAAGUGAUUUAAGGUGGUCACACUUUUUUUGUAACAGAAAAGGUUUUUACACUUGACUUUCUUGGACUUAACCACAAUGAUUAAAUCGUAUUUGGACAAGGGAGUCUGACUUAAAUGUGUGAUUCCUUGUAUUUACUCAUAAGAUCAUAGGUCUAUUAAUGGAGGUGUGCCAUCAAUGACAUUCACUGUCCUGAUUAUUUUUCCUCCACUUCUACUUUUUCUCAGAGACUAUGGUGGGAUAUUUGGAUCUGCCUUGGAUUUUGUGCACAUAUUUUUAGUGAAAUGUGUCCUGUACCUGAGAUGGCACUGUGGGCCUCAUGCCCAGGAAUCUCGGUCUAGCCAUUUGACACCUGAUAGGUAAUGUGAGAUCAGUUGACAACAGAAAGCCACAGGCGCUUCAUGGGUGGCUUUUAAGAGCAAGUUUGAAAAAAAAAGUCCUAAACUUAGAAAACAAAAGAAUGACAUGCUGUAUAUGCGCACAUAAAUGGGUUGAUAAUGUAAAUAUUCAUCCAUUAUAUUCACUGUAAUACAAUUACUAGGUAGUGAAAUUUGGGGGGAAAUAAUUGUAGCCCUUUAUUGAUGACACCUAUGCAUUCUGGCUUAUGACCUUGCCAAUGACACUCCUUUUUAUAAGUGUCAUUAUUGAUAAAAGGGACUACCCAAGGCUGCAAAGUGGACAUUUUUCAGAACUUUUUUUUUUCCCUCAGGAUUUGCAACCUGUACAUUUGACUCUGAAAUAACCCUAUUUUAAAGAAUUUUUCCAGGUAUGGCAUAUUUUGUUUUUCCUUUAGUUGAAUUCAAUGCCUUCUUCAUAUUUGAGGGAACAGAUUUUGAAAAAGGGAUACUGCAUCUUACAGUUAUCUUCAGUGUUUAUCCAGUAAAUUCUGAAUGUUGAAUAUUUGAGCUACCAUUCCAUAUACCUUGGCCACCCUCAUGCUGGAGGACAGCUGUAGUUCAGGAGGCUCUGUUCCCAAAAUCAAGUUCAAAAGCACAUGCACGUUAUGGGAAGAUAAAAGAAAACAAAAACCACAUCCAUUUAACUUCCGAUUACAGAGCACAAAAUGUGGAGUGCCAUUAACCCAUUGAUCGAUUGUGGCUGUAGAAUAAAAAAAGAAAACGGGGGGUGGGGGGGACCAUCUGUAUCCAGAGUAAGGGCGACAGAUAUUUUCACAUGGGAUCAUCCUAAUCAAAGUAAACUUUAUGACAUUCCUUUAAAACACAUCUUAAAAGUUGACUGGAAUGAGCAGAAAUUACAUUCCUGAGGAAAAUUAAGAACACUUGUGAUUUUUUGUAAUAACUAUGGUAUAUGUUUUUUUCCUUGCAUAUUUAUUGUGAUAUUGCCAAAUUUCUGUAGGUGAUAGAGACAUCAUUCUGAGUAACAAAUUGCCGAUAGUGGAAGGUACUGUAUCUUCAUAUGAAAGAAAAGCAAAGGAAAGCCUGUCACUGAGGCUGUGCUUGAGUGCACCAGUGCCGGCACUUGUUUUUCACAGUAAAAUUAACAAAAUCACCAACUGAGAAAGUUAGUGAUGCACUUACCCGGCCCUUCCCGAGGAAUGCAGCAUAAGUUCCAGCAUCAUGCCAGGCUGUCCUGGGGUGCCAUCCAUGGCAGUGGUGUCUUUGUGGUCUGCAUGGCUCUGAUACCUUGAUUCCGAAGAUCAUGCUUUGGUCUCUCAGGGAGCACCCUGUGAGACAGACACUUGCAUGCCAAUUCCUUCUUCCAAAUCCAGUCACCGCUAUACCAGUGUCAGAUACUGUCGACACCAGCAGAUUGAAAACUACCACAUCAGUAACUGACACAGUGUUGAAAGGAACUGCAGUCUACAGAACCUUUGCACUCUGUGAGGUACAGUUGAGGUGAUGGGAUCCUGAGCUCAUUAUCAGCUCUGUCUUUGUUGGAUGCUGCCUACAAGUUGCUGACUGGGAAUAAAAGUGUCCUUCUGUGUGUUGUGCUCUUUCCCAUAAUAGGUUUGGAGAAUCAGUUGUUGGGAAUGCACGGAUCCUCUCGUGCAGAUUCCAACGAGCAUACAUGAGUUUUCUGCCCUUUUGCUCUUUUUUGCCCCAGUUCAAGUUCCUAGGGUUCUCAGUAUGAUUUCUAUAACCAAAAACUUAAUCUUUUGGUUAAAAAAUAAUGGAAAGGAAGAAGAGAAGUUCAGAAGUGAAAUGUGGAUCAGAAAUUUUCUAGGUGUCCAUUUCAUAUGUGUACAAAAGCCAGUAUGUUUGGAUUAAAUGAGUAGGUUCUUAGUUUCCACAUUUCUACAUGUGUCUGCCUAUGUGAAAAUGGAGUAUGUUAUUUACUACAUGGUUAUUGUGUAAUCUGUAAAUUUUCGUGUGUGCAUUAUCCUGAUUACUGGACACUAAAUUAUCCCUAUCAGGAAUAGAACUUGCACAUGUAGUGUGCAUUUUUUUUUUUUUUUAAAUCACAAAGGAUGUAUUUCCCUAAGUAGCACUUUUGGAGCAGGCGAAGGAAGAAAACUGCUAUUCCCUAAAGCUCCUCCUGGAUGAUACGCUUAUGCCUGAGGCAUAUAAAGACAUUUAGGUAGUUAUUGGGCAUGUUAGUAAGAACGUUCUGAUGCAAAUUCAUUUUCAAAAUGAAAAUAUUUUUUUUCCCCAAAGUGAGAAUAGCAGAAAUUUUGGUGAGCUGAGCACCAUAGUUACAUAUAUUUCCCUGCAAAGGUCUAGUUUGAAGAAUAAACUUGAAAACAAGGCUAUGAGGUUGCGCCUGGUUGCUGUGAAGACUUUGGGGGUGGUAAUGUGUUUGGGGGAUGAGAUAUAGGAGGUUUAGUUGACUUCUGGACCUUGGAUAUUCUUACUCAGUUCAAAAUAAACACGAAAACAAGCUGGUGUAAAUGGUGCUUCCUAAGGCAGUCGAGAGUAAGGGUCCACCUUGCUGCAGCCUCAGACCCUUUACAAACACUCAACUCGCACAAUUUUGAAAGAGGCAGCUAAUGUGGCCUCUGGUUUCUCAAUCCCUCUAUGAAGGUGAAAUCCCAGGUUUUAGAAGCGGAAGCUAAGCUUAGGGUUGCAUGGUCUCUGUGGUGUGGAGGCCCGACACGGCGUAGCUGCCCAGCGGGAAUGACCUCCUUUGACCAUGCAGAGCCCAGAGUCAAUGUCCAUCUGUGUUCCCAGAGAGCAAUGUGAAGAGUCCUAGAAUGAGAAAUCAUCAGACUGUCGGGGGGCCUAUGUAUCCAAAAUGUCACUGAAUAGGAAAACCCUGUUGUCAUCCUCAUGCUUUGUCACUGUAAAGCAAACAAAAAGCAUUUUUACUAUAAUUUAAAGGAGCUGCUUUUUUAUAGCACAUACUAUUUCGCUUUGUACUAUAUUUGAUAGUUGCAGAAUAAUUUAGAUGUAGAAAAACUUUGUUGUAUUUGUACUGUUCAUGAAUGUUUCAAAGGAAGUGCUUUACUUGGUUGCCAUAAUUUUCUUAUACUGCUGUAUUCUCCCUUCCCCCCACCCCCUGCUUCAUGGAAGUUUAAUCCGAUUCAUAUUUUCAUUAGAUUUGUUUUUAAUGUGUGUAUUUUUUACUUUUUGGUCAGUAUUCUGAAUGUUUACAUCUGUUUGACAUUAGCCAUUUAAUGCCUUUUUUAAAGGCGGUGUUACUCCUACAGUGUAACAGCAAAAUGUGAAAUCAACCCAAACACAGCACGCAUGACAGACACAGAUGGGGGCUGAAGGCCCUGAACAUACACAGACAUUUUAUAUCAGCAUGCAGAAAAGGCAAAUCCUCCUUCGGUCCUCUACCAAAGAAUAUAUUAUCCCCACAGGAAAAACUCAGAAAAGGUGUGUAAAAUCCUCAGAAGGAGGAGCAGUUGAUUCAUUAAGACUGCCGCGAUUUAAUACUGUUACGCUUGCUUUGAUACCUGACUAAAUGUGACUGAGUGCAACAAGCAUUUAAAAAAAAAUUUUUAGACAGCGUUUGUUUAGAAUUCAGGGAUCAUGCAUUCUUUAAUGGUGCUGUUUGUUUUUUUAUUUCUUUUCUACAAAGAAAACAAGUGUUGCCUACAAAAGUGACUGCUCACAUACCAUAAGUUAAAUGAAAUGAAAUGUUUGCCCCUUCAUGUUUCUCUGUUCUUUCUCUUUCUCAAAGUAACAACUUGGGUUUCAAUAUUAAAAUAUUCCGGAGAAAAUAAAGAAAUUAAACA